UUUUCUUUUUUCUAUUUUUUUUUUUUGAUUUUUCCUCCCCCUUUUCCACCCCGCCACCCACCGUCAAAGUGGGGUGGGCGUAAAGUGGGUGGGUGGGGGGGAAAAGAGGCAGCGAUCUCCGUGGCGGGGACUGAGCAUGGAAGAGCCGCCGGAGGGGCACGGCCACCGAGACGCGGCGCCCGGCCCGGCGAGCAGCGGCAGCGGCAGCGAUGGCGAGAGCGUGCCCGUGUCCCCCAGCCCCGCGCCCGCCUCCCCCGCCGCGCCCUGCCCCCUGCCCCUGCCCCGCCGCCGCCACCCGCCGCCACCACCGCCGCCGCCCCCGCCGCCGCCGCCCCACCGCACCACCAACUUUUUCAUCGACAACAUCCUGAGGCCGGACUUCGGCUGCAAGAAGGAGCCGCCCGCGCCGGCCGGCGGCGGAGGAGGAGGAGGCAGCCGGGAGCGGGACGGAGACCGGGGGCAGAGCUCAGGUAGAGAAAACGUCAACCCGCUGCUGGCCCGGCCGCCCAACCCGCCCGCCCUUCUCUGCCCGGACUCGAACUGCCGUCCCGACGGCUCCGCGCCGCCGCCGCCGCCCGCCGCCGCCGCCAAAGCCAGUCCCGCCGCGGCGGCAGCGGCGGCGGCGUCGGGGGCGGCCAAGCCCCCCACCGACGGGGGCGAGACUCACCCGGCGAAGUACGGGGAGCACGGCAGCCCCGCCAUCCUCCUCAUGGGCUCUAAUAAUGGAGGACCUGUUAUAAAGCCCGACUCGCAACAGCCGCUGGUGUGGCCUGCCUGGGUCUACUGCACUAGGUAUUCAGACAGACCGUCCUCGGGCCCCCGCACUAGGAAGCUGAAGAAGAAGAAGACGGAGAAGGAGGACAAGCGGCCGCGGACGGCGUUCACGGCCGAGCAGCUGCAGCGGCUGAAGGCGGAGUUCCAGGCGAACCGGUACAUCACGGAGCAGCGGCGGCAGAGCCUGGCCCAGGAGCUCAGCCUCAACGAGUCCCAGAUCAAGAUCUGGUUCCAGAACAAACGGGCCAAAAUCAAGAAGGCGACGGGCAUUAAGAACGGGCUGGCGCUGCACCUCAUGGCCCAGGGACUCUACAACCACUCCACCACCACGGUGCAGGACAAAGAGGAGAGCGAGUGAGGCGGGCGGCCCCAGCCCAGCCCUGCGCCGCGGCGCCGGCCCGCCGGCCGGGAGGCGGACAGGUGCGAUUUAAAAGCAGAUCUAUUGUCUAUCCAUAGUAUAAGGACUCCGAUUAAGAAAAAAAAAAAAAUAUGAACACUUAAGAAAAAUUAUCUCUAUAUAGCCAAACAGCAUAUGACCUUGUAUAUAUUUAAUUUCAGGUAAGAAAUAUGUGUAGCGAUCUCUAUUUGCUGGACAGUUUCUCUCCUCCCUUCUCUCUGUUUCUCCUUUCUUUUGUUCGUUUGUUUUGUUUGCUUUCCUUUUUUUUUCUUCCCCCCCCUCCCCAUGUUCGUUGCUCCUGUUUUACAGUAAAUGUCGGACUUUUCUCAUCUGUUGUUUGCUCUUGUGUUUUGUUUUUGUUUUUUUUUUUUUUUUGUGUGUGU
Vidua macroura (Pin-tailed whydah) is the source of this 1554-nucleotide messenger RNA. It is a transcript of the gene EN1, whose product is annotated as engrailed homeobox 1. The record is from RefSeq and is a predicted model, not a curated record. Gene Ontology annotation, cellular component: nucleus. Gene Ontology annotation, molecular function: DNA-binding transcription factor activity, RNA polymerase II-specific; RNA polymerase II cis-regulatory region sequence-specific DNA binding. Gene Ontology annotation, biological process: multicellular organism development; regulation of transcription by RNA polymerase II; neuron differentiation. The transcript is spliced from 2 exons. NCBI's taxonomy places the organism in Eukaryota, Metazoa, Chordata, Aves, Passeriformes, Viduidae. The coding region runs from base 137 to 1132 and encodes 331 amino acids.